GGUAGUGAGCUUGUGCUAUUUCUACGACCGUGAGUGCCAAACUUUAGAGGAACUACAUCUCCCAGAAUCCAUUGGGCAAUUGCCGUAUUCAAUCGUAUAGUGUCGCAAACCACACUUACUUUCUCAUGUUGCCUACAAGCAAGGACAAUUUCUUAAAUGUUAGCUAAACUAAUCAAAGUAUGGAAGUCACUGCAGCCAGGUCAACAUUUUAUGGAGAUAUAGGUCAUUGGGCUGACCGAACGCCGGUACAUGAGGCUGCGUCUCUGGGUCGAGCUCUGCAGUUAAAUAAGCUGAUAGAAGCAGGAGCAUCAGUGAAUAUAGUGACUGUGGACAACUUCACUCCUCUGCAUGAUGCCUGUAUCCAGGGGCACCCAAACUGUGUUAAAAUAUUGUUGAUGGCUGGAGCUCAGGUGGAUGUACGUACCAUCCAUGGCAGUACUCCUCUGUGUCACGCCUGUGCUGCUGGCUGCAUAGAAAGUGUCAAACUGCUGGUGGAUCACGGAGCGUCUGUCAACCCAUCCCUGACAGCCCUCACAGCUUCACCCCUCCAUGAGGCCUGCAUACGAGGUAAUCCAGACUGUGUGAAGCAUAUGAUAGCUAAAGGAGCACUGCUGGAGGCCUUUGACAUUUACUUUGGGACCCCGUUACAUGCUGCUUGUGCUAAAGCACAUCUGGAUUGUUCCUUACUGUUGCUUAAUGCUGGUGCAAAGGUAAACGCCACCAAGUUCCAUGAGACGGCACUGCACCAUGCAGCGAGAGCAGAGAGAGAAGACCUGGUGGAACUGUUGGUGGAGUUUGGUGGUGAUGUCAAUAUAAGUGAUAACUUGGACCACAAGCCAAGAGACUACACAAAACCAGGCUCACCCACUAAUCUCAGUCUGUUGCACUAUGAGAGUAAUCCUCUGUCUCUACUGCAGUUAUGCCGUAUCGUCCUAAGGACUGUGCUGGGCACCAGAGCUCUUGAACUGAUCCCCAAACUGGACAUUUCACCAUGCAUCAUUAAUUAUCUCACUUAUAAAUCAUAAAUCAAUCCCCAAACUUAUAUUUGAUUAUUUAACCCUUCCUUGGUCAAUCAAGUUCCAUUGUAGACCUCACCGGGUCAAAUGGACCUGGCAUUUUUAAUUACAACUCAACAUCCAAAUUAAUGCAUUUUUCAACACCUGAAUCAUAAUAAAUCUUUAAUCCUACUUAUUACUAAUUUGCUAGUGCAUAUUUCAGUCAUUUUUGGUGGUCAAAAACAAUGAGUCAUAAUCUUUCUCUCAUAAGAAACUUUUAUUAUAAUUUAUUCUGUUUUUUCUCUUUUUUUUUUUUUUUUUUUUUUUAAGAAUAUGUCUUUUAUGUAUAAUUAAAUCUAAAAUGGGUCAAAUUGACCCAGGAGGUCCUUCAAGCCUUAAGGUCUUGAUAGGCUGCAGUUUGUGUGGUCUUUGUUUUUGUGGUUAUGUUUGUAACUAAAGCAAAAUAGUAACAGAAACCUCUUCAUGUGAAUAUGCUCUUAAUUUGUGUUAUGUUGAGUUUUUUUAAAACCAUAAGCAAUUUUUGAGAUGUAAGUGGAAUUUUGUUGUCUUAAAGGUUGUUUUUUUUCUUCUAAAAUACUAUAUUCUUUCCUGUUUAAUGUGCAAAGAAAGCUAUAAAUAAACCAUUUGUA
This is a messenger RNA of Xyrauchen texanus (razorback sucker), 1645 nucleotides long. RefSeq names its product ankyrin repeat and SOCS box containing 13a, tandem duplicate 1 (gene asb13a.1). Bases 180 to 1025 code for a protein of 281 amino acids. The record is from RefSeq and is a predicted model, not a curated record. Gene Ontology annotation, molecular function: protein binding. NCBI's taxonomy places the organism in Eukaryota, Metazoa, Chordata, Actinopteri, Cypriniformes, Catostomidae. The transcript is spliced from 6 exons. Gene Ontology annotation, biological process: protein ubiquitination; positive regulation of protein catabolic process.